ACUUGUAUGAAGAUGAAGGUCUUGCUGUCUAUGUUGUCGUUGAUCUUUAUUCUAUUGGUGAUGUAUGUCGAUUCGGGUCAUUUGAAUGUAAUUUUACGAAAAGGCAACGUCAAUGGCACCAAUCUGUUUGAAAUUUGCAAACCUUAUGGGUUGAAUGAAGACAAUGUUAACAUAAAGAAGUUAACGACAGGUAGUACUAACAGAACGUUAGUUUGGGUCGGAGCAGUUGUUCAAUACACACCUUGGAUGGAAUAUAGUGGUUGUGGUACAUUAAAAAGUGGAAUCAAUACCGAGACAUCAAUGUUUGAAGCAGACCCGUUUAAAUGUUAUCAGAAAUGCAGAGAGAUACAAUUUACAUAUGAAUACAUUGGAAUGAAUAAGCAUUUUUGUUAUUGUUUGCAUAAGACACAUUUUCAUAAGCGUUUAAGCUGUAAAGUCAAAGAAUGUGACAAUUUUUUAUGUUAUAAUGGAGACUCUUCCAACCUGGUUGCAUUGUAUUUUUUAAAUCACACGUUUCCUGGAAAUAAGAGUCAAGCAGGACAGUGUGGUGUAUUUAUAUAUACACAAAACAAAACUUCACUUGGCAGUAAAAGCUGUUCUGAUACAAGUCAUCCAGUUUGCUAUAAAAAGUCUAACAGUUUAAAUAAAGCACAUGGAGGAGAAUUAAAGAAUUGGAGUGAAAGUAUGAAAUACUGUGAUACGACUUCACCUAGUUCUGUUGAACAUUUACAAAAUUCUAAAUCACCUUAUAUGACAUUUGGAAGUUACUGGACAACCUCAAUCAGAGCAGCAAAAUUAAUUUCACUUGACGCACUAGACAUACGACAAGAUUCCACAUUUCACUGUUUAGCGGCUCGUGUUUCAGAAGACAAUAAAAUACAAGAGCUUGUAAUAGAGACAUGUGACAAGAGAUUGCCAGUAUUAUGCCUGGAAACAACUACUGGGUUUGGAUUCACAAACAGUAGCGAUGGAAAAAUAGAAAUGCAAAGUACCCCUAAUAACCAUUUAAAUAACAAUGAAGAACAGGAUGCUCACUUUCCAUGGGAGAUGAUUGCUAGUUUUAUUGGGGCUAUUAUAAUAAUCGCCAUUAUUGUUCUUGUUAUAGUGAAAUAUAGAAAAAGAUCUCUAAGUAGGAUUGAAAAAUCUGUAGCGGUUACAGGUAUAAAUGAUCGCAGCCCAAAUGCAAGUAAUGAAGAAAAAGUAGAAUCUGAUAAUACCAAUAUUUAUGAUGCUAGUAAAUCUGAAGAGAAAUGUGUAAUGCUUAAAGAUAGUAAUUACGAUAGUAUGUCUGCGAUAAGGCAGGAUACAGAAGGGGUUUAUGACCACACGAAUUCAACUCGAAAUGCUCAUGGAAAAAAUGAAGAUUUAGAUGUUUACGACCAUGCAGACCCUGUCAUUGUCAAACAAAGCCUACAAAUUGAGGAAGAUGGCGUAUACAACCAAUGUGAAUUAAAUAUAAAGUCAGUUAGUGCAAAGACACACCUGAAUAAUGAUACAACUAUUUACGAUCAUGCAUGA
Molecule: messenger RNA, 1518 nt
Organism: Mytilus trossulus (common blue mussel)
Lineage: Eukaryota; Metazoa; Mollusca; Bivalvia; Mytilida; Mytilidae
Exons: 9
Coding region: 7-1518 (503 amino acids)
Source: RefSeq, a predicted model, not a curated record